CAUACUAGAGAAGGAGCUGUUUCCAGAGACGUGUUGCACUUCACUCAUUUGUAUCUGCUCAGGGCUGAAUUUUAAGCCAAGGAUAUUCCAUUGCUCUCUGUAAUGAAGUCAUCAAACAAUUUAUGUCACUCACAUGCUUCACCAGGGCUCUCCUGUCUUUCAUGCUGAGAUCAAGACUGCAAYUAAACUGGUUGAACCCCAAGACGAGUUCUGAGAACCCACACAAGAAACGGCUCCUCCAGUCCACGUCCCAAAAGCUGUCAUCUGCCAGAAAUGGUUUCCAUCACAACYGAAAAUGUUACGCAGUUGUACAACAUGACCAUCCAGGAGCUCACAGUCAGCCCAGCAAAUUCCCACAAUAAYUCAGGAGUGGAUCAGAUAGAUCAAUAUGAAUGUGUUAGUGCAGAUGUAUGGAAAUGGCUGCAGGAUUUUCAGCCUGGAUUCCUAUGGUUUAUAUUUAUUCUGGGAUCAAUAGAAAAUUCCUUUGUGCUUACGGUCCUGUGUUUCCACAAGAGUAGCUGCACAGUGGCUGAAAUUUACUUAGCAAAUAUGGCAUUUGCUGACCUMAUGUUGGUCUGUACUUUACCUUUCUGGGCCAUUAAUAUUUCUAAUAAUUUUCAUUGGCCUUUUGGCCAGUUUCUCUGUAAAGCCAUCAACAUUAUGAGUUACAUGAACUUGUAUUCCAGCAUUUAUUUUCUGACACUGGUCAGYAUUGACCGCUACCUGGCCUUGGUGAAAACCAUGUCUCUCGGGCGGAUGAGACGAACCRUCUGUGCCAAAUGGAAUAGUUUUGUAAUCUGGACAUGUGCAUUGCUCAUGUGUUCACCUAUGAUGGUGUUCCGAAAUUUGCAAUAUUUUGAGGAGUACAACAUCACAGCCUGUGCUCUUAUUUACCCAGCCAGCUACUGGGAGCCCACAAACAACUGCUUGCUGAAUGUUGUGGGGUUUGUGAUCCCGUGCUGUGUAAUUACUUAUUGCACCGUGCAAAUCAUCAAAGCCUUACGAAGUAGUGAACUGCGGAAAAUGAAGGUGGUCCAGACAGAGAGGAGAGCCACCAUGCUGGUCCUUGCUGUGCUCUUGCUGUUCAUCAUUUGCUGGCUUCCGUUUCAGAUCAGCACGUUCAUCGACACAAUCCGUUACUUCUCACCCACUGUCGAAUGCCUGGAAGACAUCAAUGACUUAGUGACCCAGAUAGCCACAUACUGUUCCUUUAGCAACAGCUGCCUGAACCCAGUCCUCUAUGUAAUUGUUGGGAAAAACUUCCAGAAGAAGGCUGUGGAAUUCUACAAGGACUUGUUCACAAAGAGGUGCAGAAAAUUGCAGUCUGUGCAGAUGGAAAACUCCCUGGACACUUUAAGAACUUCCAUUUCAAGCGAAUACCCAAGGAAAAAGUCWGCUUUGUCAUUACCCCAAUAACAGAAUUUUAGGAAAUCCUUAGAGGAAGAAAGCCUUCUAGUAUAUCAGUCUCUGCUCAUAUCCAUCUGCUACUGGUCCACAAAGUAAAUAUGUGGAAGUGUUGGUUAUGUGUGGGAAAACAAUGGUUUGAUCUUAACAGCAAUUCCACAAAGAGACCUGUUUCUAAUGUUAUUGGGCGUUUUUCAUGACUGAAWCUUAUUUUGUAGCUUACUUACAUUUUCAUGGCUAAAUAAUGUUUAGCACAUAUAUAAUUUGGAACAUUUGCAUUUCUAAGCAUACAAUUCCCUGAACAGAGACCCAGUACAGAAGCUAUUGUCAGGCUUGUGCAGCUACUUAUGGUACCCAUAUAGAUUGUUAGAUAAGAUUUUUGACCUGGGAGAGGCUUGUAYUGGAGUAAAUUUAUUUAAGUGAAUCCUGUAGGAUGCAUUUUUAGACGUGUCCACAUUUUGGGCUUUUGAUUUCACUCUUCAGUCAUCUGAAACUAUAUGAUUUUUUCAUUGACAAGCAGUGCCUUUUUGCAACUGCUCCUGUUAGUUACAGAUUUACAAGUAUGGAAAGUAGAUGAAUAAAGGUCAAGCACUUGUGGAAGGGAAGUUGCACCCAGCUGCAUGAAGCUAGUUAAGUUUUCUUUGUAGAAGAAGAUUCUUGAUGCCUUCUACCUUGGAGUGAAAGCAUUCACUUACUCCUUUUGAGUGAAUGAAUGCUAUUUACAUUCAUGCUUUCACUUCAGCUCGGAGACUUGGGUUCCAGUAUUCACAAAACAUAGUUAAUAUUUUUAAUGUUAUUUAAUGGAUCUAUAAAAGCUCAGCAAAACUGGUAUAAUCUCACAAGUGGAAGAAAUUGAGAAUAUGAAGGAGCAUAUCACCUAACUAUARUAAAAAUCUAACUGAAGAUAAGAAUGGUCUUGAAAGUUCAGAGUAUUCAAGAAUAGCCUUUUCAGAUUCUAGUAAUACCUGCAUUUUAUUUGUAKAGGUAAUCUGUCAGAUUUUAAUAGAAGAUAGCUUUUCCCUGAUUGGACUGUAAUUUUGAUCUAAGAUGAUUAUACACAUAAGAAAAACUCACAGUGUACUGAAUUGUCUGUGUGCACUUUAACCUCYAGGGACUUUGAUAAAAACUGAGUGAAAGUGGAUCUAAUAUAUGCUGAAAUUAAUUAAAUCCUUGCUUAUUUCAAAGCACUUAAGGUUACCGCUUUUAAAGCCAAGUGAAAUGGAGUUUGGUGGCUGAGGUAAACUCAGACUGCAGCAACAUGAUCUUUACUCACCAGAGCUUGGAUGGAGCAAUAAAGUUCAUUUAAGAUGGGAAAUUUGUAUURAACCUUCAAGCAACUAAACCACUAAACAGAAGUGCCAGACGUGAUUUGAAGACUGGGAUUUAGACCGGUGUAUAUGAUUUACAGGCAAUUUCCAUAGUUUUUCUUUGAUAAUCCAGUAUAAUCCUAUGUCAUAAAUACUUCCGUUGCUGAUCCUUUUUAUAGUCUGAAGCAACUGGGGACAAAUCUGGCGAAACACUGCAAGGCGUUCUGUUAUAUUCAAUGUUAUCAUGCUGUCUCAUCCAUGACUAUGCUGUUCCAGCAACCAUUAUAUGAAAGGAACCCCAUACAGAGUUAUUGAGGCAAUGGAAGGUAUUUCUGAAUAUUUGGUACWGAGAACUAAAAUAUUAAAAGGUUAUUAUGUUAAUAACACAUUAAAUAAUGUAUAGGCACAUUUUUUUGCUAUGCAGUAAACAUGUACAAAAGAAAAUAAAGUACUUUGAGAAAUGAGAUUUCCUGGCAUUUUCUUCUCUAGCCUGUAUCCUGUUACUAAGGAUUGAUUUCUCAGAAGUUCAACUAUUUAAGCUAAUUUCUGUCACUUCCCGUCACUUCCCAUUACACGAAACAAAAGUGAGCUGAAACAAUAGAAUUUUAGCUACUUUGAGAUCCUUCUUUUCAGGGCCCAUCUCUGAGUGAUGCCCUCAGUCCCUUUGGAAAUUAAAAUCUGAAUUAAGGCGGCUAAAGGCACUGGAAUAUUUUCGGUAGCUUUUCCCUUCCUGCUGGUAAGUCAAGGUCCCAUGCAGACACCAGCAACAGUGGAAAGCCCCUGCAGCAGCUUCUGCACAUCCCAGAACAGACAGAGUGUCAGCUCACAGACUGUUUAAUUCACAUUUUAUUGACUUUUCAGUGUGUUCAAAUGACACAUUUGUGGUAUUCACAUGCACCAUUCAUACAGGCAACCAAAACCCCCCAAGAAAUAAAAUGUAGCAUCCAAGCUACAUCUGACCUACUGACAUCUUCCAGUCRCACUUGGUUCUGUCCUGCUUUCACAGAAACAGGACACAAUAUGAGAAGGGUUUUUGGUAAGAUGAGAUCAGAUUUUGUUCCAAGAAUUUCAAAGCUGGAAAUGCCAAACAGUAAUCAUAUAAUCUUUUAAUUCSUCUUCAUCCUGUCCCCCUCUUACAUCUGAUCCCAUCUUCUCUUUUACCUGAGGCUGCCACAACUYUUACCAAGGUUUUGGCCAUGCAAACCCUCAACUCCCCAUUCAGCCUGACAGAGGGGGGCCAUCGCCAGAGGAAUGGCAAGGAUAUCAACAGCCAGCUGACAUUUCUGGCCUUCAGCAUCUACAGGCAGGAACAAUUCUCAUUUCUCCACUCACUCAUUUUUCAAGUUGAUUAUUGGCUUCACUUGAAAUGCGAAAUUAACAGCUUAAAAGCUUUUACAMAAGCAGCUGGGGCUUGCUGAGGACAGGAGAAAGUUGCUCUUUUUUAUUGGCAGGAUUUCAGUGGGGAAGUUGGGAUCUUAGUUCAGAUCUCCCAAAUGCCUAAGCAGCCUUUAGCCAUUGAAUCAUCCUUUCACUCCAUUCUUCYAUCAGUACAUUGCUGGUUUUCCAGCCUACAUUGGCUCCUCAUAUUUUGCUGUUUCAACUCUGUAAACUGUAGUUAGUACAACCUUAGUACAUCCACACCACAAUGUGAUGRUACCAGGAGCAUUCCUUGAGAAUUGUAAAUAACUGCACCAGAGUUUAAGCUCUCUUUAGCAAUCACUGUAGUAAAUGUGAAGAAAUCCAACCAAGCUGAGCAAAGAGUUUUACAUUAAAAAAAACGUAUCAAAAACCUUUUCUCCUCUUUCAGAAGAGAUGAACAUUACAGCAGAUAAUUAAGCCAAUUUGAAAACCAUUUCAAUAAAGAAAAUCAAACUGUUAUACUGGUCCAAAAAGAUAAUCUGUCCCAACCUUUAAAGGCUUCAGCUCUCUUGAGAGGAAGGUCUUUAAUGUCUGAACCGUCAGACCAAGAGCCAGAACUCUGGAGACCUUUGGGAUUUUUCUACAUUUUUCUACCUUGGAAAGUGUGUAAUAAUCAAGCAAAGAGUCUUAGCUCUAAGUUCAGUAACACGUUUGUUUAAUCAUUCUGAUCAGAGAGGCUCAGUUAGCAUUUGUAAAUUCUUAUUCAGCUCUAGAGAAUGUUUACUUUCUGCAGGAAAGUCUGCCUGGACAAURUGACUGAAGAUCAUGUAACCCUAAAACACAAACCAAUGUGCUGUGUGUGUYCUGAACUGAAGGUGCCAAUAGAUAGAUAUGAUUUUUACAGUAAAAAAAACCUUUGAGAGCUUAACAGCUCUUACAGAUGUUUUUAAACUAAGCCUUCACAUUCCUUCAAUUCAUGGUCCAUUACAUCCAUGUAAACUGUGAAAUAUUACCAGAUCUUUAUGUACUUCCUAUAAGUUGAAAUGAAGAAAGAAAUUUUAGAGGAAUAAUAYAUUAAAUGCCCUUUCUGUAUAAAGUUACAACUUCUUCUGUAGAUUUAUUCUAAGUUCUGUAAAUUCUGGAGCUGCUGCAGUGCCUAUUCACUUCACUAUUUCUACUAGAUGCAUAGACUUCCAAUUUUGAAUCUCUCACUAUUACUGAAAAAUGUUCCAAAUAUAGUAAUGAAAAACAACAGAAAAUAAGAAACUAGAUUAACAAAGAGGAGUUGGAUAUGGAAAAAAACCAUAUUUUGAUCCCAUUUUGAUGUGAUGAGCUUUGUAAGUCUAUGUUAUUUAUCAUAUGAAUUUUAGGCACAGCUGCAGUUUUUAAUUCAGUCUGUAAGUUAAUGUGGGACUUGGCAGCUCCUAGAGAUUCCUGUCCAAGCAAGGACAAAUUCCAAACUUCUUGUUAUUGCUCAAAUGUUCUUCUUUAUGGAAAAAAUAWCUUAAACACGGAAAUGCAGUAGUGUAAGCAAAGAGGAGGCUUUGGAAAGUCUGUGACGAAGAUCUCCUGUCAUAUUGCACUUACCUUUAUGAGUCAGYGUGAGAUGGUUUAAGAUUUUCCUCCCAUAAUUUAUUAGGAUAACUUAUGUAAUGUGUAAUUAAAAAAAUAUUCAAGACUUUGCCAAAGUAAAAAUUUUACAAAAACAAAAAAGAAAGAACAAAAAAAAGAAAGAGAAAAACAAACUC
Molecule: messenger RNA, 5818 nt
Organism: Malurus melanocephalus (red-backed fairy wren)
Lineage: Eukaryota; Metazoa; Chordata; Aves; Passeriformes; Maluridae
Gene: BDKRB2
Product: bradykinin receptor B2
Exons: 3
Coding region: 274-1416 (380 amino acids)
Biological process (GO): smooth muscle contraction; vasoconstriction; neutrophil chemotaxis
Cellular component (GO): membrane
Molecular function (GO): bradykinin receptor activity
Source: RefSeq, a predicted model, not a curated record